This is a messenger RNA of Anopheles merus, 2226 nucleotides long. RefSeq names its product sex-determining region Y protein-like. The record is from RefSeq and is a predicted model, not a curated record. Bases 1247 to 1435 code for a protein of 62 amino acids. The transcript has a single exon. Lineage: Eukaryota; Metazoa; Arthropoda; Insecta; Diptera; Culicidae.
AGAGCAUCGGUCGCGCCACUGAAGGUGUCAGAACGACAGCGUCAGCCGAGUGAGUAACAUCGAGGCCAUCCGCCCAGCCGCUACAACUACGCAACACGCUGUUGGAGGUGUUGUUCUCUGCCCAAGUUCCCGGCACGCUUACACUGCACUCUCGCAAAGCAGCGCGAGCAUCUCUCUCGCGAUCUCACGCACAGUUUUCCCUUACCGCGGUGAGCAAGCGAUUGUUUUCCGCGAGAUCGCGAAACGCACGCACGCAAAAAAAAAAACACAAAACCCGACGAUCGCGAAACGAGUGCCGAUCGUGGAACGUGAGCCGACCGCCCCACCGCCUGCCCCGUUUUGAGUGACUGCUGAGUGGUUGCGAUCGCUGCUCCGGUGGUAUACAGUGGAACGUGCGCCGUGCCAGCAGCUCAUUCGCUACUGUGAGUUCGAACCGAUCGGACGCGCGCCAACCUUUCCAACCUUCCGAGCGGUCGAGCUUUGGUGACUCUUUCUCUAACCACCUUCUUUCGGUCGGCCCUGCCGCGUGCUGUUGCGUGUUGUGCCCUUCCGGUCCUGCUACGCCCUUUCGACUUCUUUCUUUACGUCUGUGGCAUCGACAUGGAGAUCCUCGACCCGACCGGAUACUACUGAGCACAACUGUUCCGCAUCUCAUCUCGUCGUGAAGGAAAAGCCAUAACUCUCGUGCGUGUACCCUCGCGUGUGUUUGUGUGAACCGAUCAAGCAACCGAUUAUAGUGCCAAAUCGGAACUGUUAAAUCCGUUGGACUUUGCACGUGUGUUUUUGCCAGUGUGUUGCGUUUUGGAAAAGUUUUAUCUACACCAGUCAAAAUGGCCAAGAAGCUGGACCCCACUGGUCAUUACUAGAAGGAGAAGUAGGCGAGUGAACAUCGUCUGAAAACGCAGCUGCGCUCCAGUAAGAAGAGAGUUCGUGUCCGACAGUAUUAAAGAGUUGAAGAACCGUACGCAAACCUGCUUCAAGAUGGCACGCAAACUGGACCCCACUGGCCACUACUAAGGCGCUGGAGCACAAGCCAUAAUCGAUCGCCCAUUUCCUUGCUUUGCACAACACGAUGGCACCGGAAAUCUUGGACCCUACCGGCUACUACUAGAGACGAAGAAGAAGGAGGAAAGCUCUGAUUCCACGCACCAACGCAUCGAAACGCAUCGAGUUGUCCAAGCGACGAACCCUGCCCAGCAGCACCAGCAGUAGCAAAGCGAAAAGCAAACCCCAGCCAUCCGCCAAGAUGAACCGCAAACUCGAUCCCACCGGAAUGUACAGGCGACCCGGCAGUGGCGCCAGCAGCUCCCAGCGCUCCCCGUUCCACCACCACCAUCAACAGCUGCAGAACCACCAGCGAAUGCCGCACCAUCAUCAGCAGCAGCAGCAGCAUCAAGUAAAGUGCCAUUACCUCGACCCGACCGGGCUAUACUAGCAGCGCACCUCGCGUCCUUGCAGCCCUGUAGAGACCGGGUGAACGAGACACCAGCGAGAGUCCUUCAGCCCCCUGAGGGAGUCCCCGGGAGAGGAAAGCAUCCUGCAACCAAGCCCCAGGACAGUGCGAGCGUGUGUGUGCGUGUGUGUGUAUGUGCUACGGUUUUGUUUGUGUGAAAUGAUGAUCGCUGUGAAUGUGUGGCUCGUGCUGGGAGUGCCUCUCUCUCGCUUUCUCUCUCUUCCCCCGGCUUAGGGAUGUACGUGAAUCUCUCGCCUGCAAACAGCAGCACAAUGUGAUACUUUUACUGACGUAUUAGCGGAAACCGACUGGCCCACCACGACCCUUACAACUUCAAACUCCGUCAACAGGGAGCCGCCCCCCCCCCCCUUUUGUCCCGAUGGCACUGCGCUGGUGGACUGCGCCCCAGGCUCGGUGGGUGCGAAGCCGCGAGGAAACGUCCAGCAGCCGGCGGAAAAGGAAGUUCCCGGCCCCCGGCACACGGCAGCAGCGCUGGCACCGGUUAGCAGCCGCGUAUGCGGAACGGAUGAAUCCCCGCAGUGGUCGCCCGCGGAUGAAUUUGGGGGUAAUCGUAGCCUACUAGUAGUAAUUAUUAUUAUUAUUAUAUUAUUAUUAUUCUUUGUUUUUUUUUUGGAGAUUCCUCACUCAGUAUGAGCGUGCGAAUGUUAGGAGGAGGGUCCUUAGGAGAGGGAUUGUGUGUGUGUGUGUGUUCGUUUUCCUUUGCUUUCGUUCUUACAAAGCGCCCAUUAUCGAUCACUGUUCUGAAAAGGGAA